AUGCAUGGAUGUGGAAUACGAUUUGAGGUGAGACUCUUUGAGAUAUCUAUUUUGAACCAUUAUUUGUUAUUUAUUCGAUUGGAGUGGGGUUUUCUCCUAUGAAUUUUGUUUUUUGCCUCUGAAAUUCCAAUAUUUUCAGAUAAUUUGCUUUUUCACUUUAUUGAUUUUUUCAUUUGUUUCCUAUCGACCCUGGUUUUUUGUAUUAACGUUGGCAUUCCAGGUAGAUACUUAAGUUUAUUAAAGAUUCUCUAGAAAAUACAAACUUUCAGGUGCUUUAUAUUUUCUUGGCUGGAUAUUUGGCAUCUUUGGCGUUGAUGGGAUAUUUUAGUGAGUUGUACGCAACAGUGGAAAAUGGGAAACAGUUUUGUGCUCACUUAUGAAAUUAUAACAAAAACUGGUUUCUAGUCCGUAAUUCACUUGAAACAUCGAAUUUUAAUUGAAAAUUGUAUGAUUUAGCCGAAUUUGACUCUCAAAUCUCAAAAUAGGCAAAUUUUGACUUUUUGAAAUUCUCAGAAAAUUUACUGUUUCAAGAAUUUUAUAUUAAAAAAAUUGGUUUUUGGGAAAUUUGAUGAAAGCUCGUCUUGAUUCAGAAAAAAUUGAUUUUUUUUCCAAAACUUUUCAAUUUUCCAGGCUCAAAUGGCUUUGGAUUUACCGUAACUGGCCGCGAAACUGCAAAAGGCGAACGACUAUUUCACAUCGGAACUGUCAAACCUUAUGGAGUAGCUCUAGAACAUUUGAAAUCUGGUGAUCGAUUGCUGGAAAUCAAUGAAGAGUCUACAGGAAAUUUAAGGCAGCUGGAAAUUGUUGACCAGCUGAAAAAGGCGAAAAUGGGGAAAAUCCAGCUGAAAAUGUGA
Messenger RNA from Caenorhabditis angaria, 854 nucleotides. The record is from the annotation of a GenBank genome assembly. Lineage: Eukaryota; Metazoa; Nematoda; Chromadorea; Rhabditida; Rhabditidae.